Molecule: messenger RNA, 480 nt
Organism: Coniophora puteana RWD-64-598 SS2
Lineage: Eukaryota; Fungi; Basidiomycota; Agaricomycetes; Boletales; Coniophoraceae
Exons: 1
Source: RefSeq, a predicted model, not a curated record
AUGGAAUCAGCAGCGCCGAUCAACCAGAACUACUGGGAAAAGUUGAUCCAGGAAUGCGCGAUAGGCGCAAUAUAUGACUCAAGAGAGCGCGAACCCUUCUCCAAGUGCCUUGAGGGCACCCGCGUCGACCUUCUCCGAUCGCUCAGGAACGUUGUCGACGAAUCAGGUCCGGAGAAUAAAAAGAUGAUAUGGGUCUCGGGAGAGUCGGGCUCAGGCAAGUCAACAAUAGCGCAUACGUUCGCAGACGAGCUCCGCCAGCAGGGAAAACUCGCGGGAACCUUUUUCUUCUCCAGGAAGCACACGAAGCGCAGAACCUUUGACCUUGUACCCCUUACCCUCGCCUAUCAGCUUGGCCUACACCAUCACCGCGCCCGGGAAAUCAUCACGAAAGCAAUUGCCGACGAUCCGGGUCUCCUUACUCCCGAGAAGUCGCGUCAAGAUCAGCUAGAGAAGCUCGUCAUUGAGCCUCUCAAACAGCUC